CAUGCCAUGUCGCGUGGCCAGCUUCUGACGCCCUGAGCCUCCGUUAACAAGAUAAUUGGAUUGUAUAGAAGCUGGGUCCAUCCGUUUCCAGAGAGAAAGUGACUUUUGCUUCGGCCUGCUUGGUUAAGCUAAGGAUGCUCGAUGCCCACUCGAGGUGGGCACAAUCUGGUUAAUCUCUGUGACUCAGCCAGGAGCAGGAGGAAGGCUUUCGGCUCUUUGAACGAGCAGCUUUGCCUCUCCAUGGAAAAGGGGAGGCUUCAUUUCCGACGGUGACUCAGACGGAGCCAGCACUCCGGCGUGGCGCUUGCCAGUCGGCUCUCCUGCCUACCAGCCCUUAACUGCUCUUGCAAAAGGUGAGUCCUUACUCACCUCUACCCUGUGGCGGAUUGGUGUAACCUGGCCCCCUUCUGUGGGUACCGAUGGGGGGAAAGAUCUUUGAUUCCUCGCCAUCUGGUGCCAUCGAAGACGGCUUGCAUCUCCUGUGAUCCAGCAGCAGCCCCGUCUGGUUUUGCCACAGCCGGCACCUGCAGCCGUCAACCCGCCGGUUAGAGGCGGAAGGAUGCGUUAAGAGUCACCCAGCACCCAAAGACAGAUCCAAUGCCCACAACGGACGAGCCUUUGUGCGGUUGCCACCGGGGCCCCAACGUGGAGCGAGGGAAGUGGUAUGGCGUCCGUUCCUAUCUGCAUCUUUUCUAUGAGGACUGCACUGGAGCCAGUCUGGAUGAUGACCUCGAGGAGUCCCCGCCCGGUCCGGCCACUCCUGGAUGGACCUCCGUCCUUUGGAAGGUCAGUUUCUCGGCGGGGAGCCUGCUGUUACUUGUUGGAGCAGCCGCCCUGGCCACAGGAUCCCUCCUGCCCCACAAACUGGAAAGGAUCGGAGAAGCCGAGUUCCUGGUCCUCGAUCAAGAGGCGGCGGAGUACAACCACGCCCUGGGGGUUUGCCGCGCCGUGGGCCUGGCGCUGUGUGCCCUCGGGGCCGCUCUCUUGGUCACCUGCCUUCUCUCCUCUGGGCUGAGCAAAAUGAGCCCGUGGGUCCAGAGGGGUGAGGAAGAGGCUGGCAAGGAGGACCAGAUUUCUCCCAUCCUGGCGCGAGAGGCGUCCUCCAGGCGAUGGGGCACCCUCCUUGAGGGGCCACCGGUGCCCUUCCGAGCAUCCUGGGCGCAACGGAUCCAGCCGAGCAGAGACCCUUAAUGCCAGGCACCCAGAGGGAACCCUUCGAGAACAACCCGGACCCCUUUUCUUUUCCUUUUGGGUCAUGGCGUGAAAGCAGAGCUGUGAUAAAAUUUACUUUUUUUGGAACCCCAAGAGGGGAACUGAUUAGGCUGGCUGGGCGGGGGGGGGAGCUUCAGGGAGCUGGAGUCUGAAAAAGCGACUUCCCCCAAAGUUCUGGUGUCCAUCCGGAACAGCUAUCUUUCAAGCAAUCAUCUCCUAGUGGAGCAGCCAGGAUGGUGGGAUCCUGAUGAAUGAAUGAAGAAGAAAAGAGUCUCCCACUUCACCAGCCUGUGCGUUUGGGUGGAUCUCGGGAAAGGCUCAGCUGGACAACUGGAAACUCACCUUCUCAUCAGAGGGAUCAGAGUCUUUUUCCUAGCUAUCCCCUUUGCUAGUGUAGGGCCCUGCAUGGUGGCUUUAUCUGAAGGUUGCUGGUAGCCUGUGUUGGAAAAGGGAGGUUCUCUUCUGAUCUUUCCUGGAUAAGACUCCCACAGUCACCUG
Messenger RNA from Pogona vitticeps (central bearded dragon), 1710 nucleotides. RefSeq names its product neurensin 2 (gene NRSN2). The record is from RefSeq and is a predicted model, not a curated record. Lineage: Eukaryota; Metazoa; Chordata; Lepidosauria; Squamata; Agamidae. Gene Ontology annotation, cellular component: transport vesicle; neuron projection; neuronal cell body. Gene Ontology annotation, biological process: nervous system development.